AUGACCACCACCCCCAAACCCCUCUCCUUCUUCGGCGCCACCGGCGACUCCACCGCCCACUGCCUCGCCCACUCCCUCCGCUGUUCCCACCCCUGCGUCGCCCUCGCCCGUACCCCCACCAAACUCACCACCAGCCUCAGAGCCAAAAACGUCUCCGACGCGCAACUCGACCAGUACCUCACAAUCAUCCCCGGCGACGUCCGAGACCUCGACGCCGUCAAACGCACCCUCCUCACCGCGGACGGGAAAGGUGUGGCGGAGAUGGUGGUUGUGGGGGUGGGGAGUUAUCCGACCUGGCAGUGGAGUGUCACGGAGCCGAUUGUGCAGACGGAUCCGAAGAUUUGUCAGGACGCUGGAGCGAGGAUCCUGCAAGCGCUUGAGGAGCUGAAGCCGGUGAGGAAGCCGUUGUUGGUGAAUGUGUCGACCACCGGCAUACCGCCGCAGGGAAAACCGUGGGAUGUGCCGCGGUUGUUUUCGUGGCUCUACCGCGUGCUGCUGCAUAACGCGCACGCGGAUAAGAUUGUGCUGCAGGAGCGGUUGGGGGAGUAUAUGCGGCGGCCGGAAGCGGAGAGGGGGAUCAGGGGGUUUGUGAAUGUGAAGGCGAGUUUGUUGAUGGAUGGGGAGGCGUUGGGGGUGGAGAAGGUAAGGGAGGGGAUGGAAGAUGAGCCGGCGGUGGGGUAUACGAUUCGCAGGGCGGAUGUUGGGGGGUGGAUGUUUGGGCGGUUGGUGAAGGGGCGUGUGAGGGAGGAGUGGGUGGAUAGGGGGGUGUGUAUUACUUACUGA
Messenger RNA from Saxophila tyrrhenica, 783 nucleotides. RefSeq lists its product as uncharacterized. Bases 1 to 783 code for a protein of 260 amino acids. NCBI's taxonomy places the organism in Eukaryota, Fungi, Ascomycota, Dothideomycetes, Mycosphaerellales, Extremaceae. Gene Ontology annotation, molecular function: riboflavin reductase (NADPH) activity; biliverdin reductase [NAD(P)H] activity. The record is from RefSeq and is a predicted model, not a curated record. The transcript has a single exon.